Molecule: messenger RNA, 2811 nt
Organism: Chironomus riparius
Lineage: Eukaryota; Metazoa; Arthropoda; Insecta; Diptera; Chironomidae
Source: the annotation of a GenBank genome assembly
AUGUUACAUAAUUUAGAAAUGUACAGUGCUUUCAAUGAAAGAAACUUAGGAAAGUUUAUAGAAGAAUUGGAAGUUUACAAAGCAGAUCCAAAUUUUAGAAUUGAUGCAAAAGACUGCACAAUUUUUGAAAAUAUAUUAGGCACGCCGGGAUCUGGAAUAUUUAUUAAAGCAUGUUUACAACAUGGGGCAGAUUUUAAUAUGAAACGAAACUCGAGCAAAUAUCCAUUGCAUUUUGUUAUUGAUUCACAAUGCAUUGACAAUCUAAAAGCAGUUGAGAAUUUAUUUUCAAUAAAUAAAAUCAAGGCAAAAUCUUCUCCUUACGUAAAUGUUAAAGAUUCAACAGGAAGGAAUGCUUUGCAUAUGCUAGCUGAACUGUUGACUAAUGAGUCAUUUGAAACCAUAUAUCCGAUGAUGAAGCUAUUAAUAAUUCAUGGAUGCAAUAUUAAUGCUGCAAAUAAUGAAGGAAAGACUCCAUUUUCUAUUGUUGCUGAAAAAGUUCAUCAACUUGAGAAAGCGGAUGACAUUACUAUUUACCUAGUUGAAAAUGGAGACGUGGAUUAUUUUUUACAUGAAAAUAAUGAAGUUCUUAAAAAAAUCUUAAAUCAAGAAGCUACGAAACAUAAAGAAAAGAAAGAUUUGGUUGUAAAUUAUGAGUCAAUGCUAGAGCUUCUAACUGAAGGCGAUAUUAACAAGUUUGAAACAAAAUUCAAGUUCUUUAAAAAUUCGAUCACAUCCACAGACAAGUUUAAUGAACAUUGUUCUGACUUAUUGGAAAUUGCGAUUAUAAAUUCAUUACUCAACAUUGUAGAUCUACUCAUUUCCAACGGUAUGGAUGUCAAUAGAAUAUCGGGAUUAAGUUCAAAUGGACUCCCACCAAUUUUCAGGGCAUACAAAAAUUCAAACAUUGGAAUCUUGAAUGCAUUAAUUCAGCAACCUAAUAUAAAGCUGCAUGUUGAUAGAUUUGGGCAUAAAUUCACACUUUUUCAUCAUUUUUUUGACGAAUUUAAGGAAAAAUCCAACAAAACUUCGUUCAAAAAUUUUGUAUAUUCAAGAGAAAUGUCUCAAGAUGAGAAUAAAUGCUUCAACUUUUUACUUACAAAUAAAUCAACAUGCAGCCAUAAAUACUUGAAUGAAAAGGAUGAAGGAAUUUAUUCAGUAUUAAGCUAUUCAGUUCAUUAUAAAAUGGAUUAUAUGACUAUUGAAUUACUUAAAGCUGGUGCAUACGUUGGACCGGUUAUCAAAAAAAUCAGAAAAAGUAUGCUAGUUGAAUUGCUUGAUAAUUGUAUUAGCACUGACAAUCAUUUUCUGGAUGAUAAAGAUUUCGAAAUAAAGCUGAAUUAUGGAUUUUUGAUACCUCCAGUAAAAGCUGAAAAAUCAGCAACAAAAGAUGAAGAAACAAAGUUGGAGAUUGCAAAAAUUAUUCCAUUAAAAAAGAACUACGAAGAAAUGAAGCCAUUGAGUGACAUUGCUGAUGAUGUUGAACUAAGAAGACUAGUGACUCAUCCAGUUUUAUCUUCAUUCAUCCUGUUAAAGUGGAAUAAGAUAAACUUUUUAGUUUAUGUAAACUUAUUUAUGAUUCUAUUCUACAUGUUUACUUUCAUCCCGUUUAUUUAUUUGCUUCAAGAAUCAAUCGAGAAUUCAAUUAGAAGUAGAAAUUCAGAGAUAAUUUUAAAUGUCUCUUCAUUUGGAUCGAAUUUUAGACCUAAAUCUACAAUCUACUAUGUAUUCUACAUUUUAUCUUGUAUCAGCUUAUUGCUGAUCAUUGCCAGAGAAUCUUCACAAUUUUUCUUAUCAAUUAAGCAAUAUUUCAUGAGCCGUUCCAAUUGGAUAGAUAUGAUUCUAAUAUUAUGCUCAUUGGCCAUCUUAUUCAGGGUUUUUGAUCAUAAAAAUCCACAUCAGUUACGGAUCUUCUGCACUAUCGUUACAAUGCUUACAGUUGCAGAAUAUUUUAGUCUUUUGGGUUACCUGCCUGUUCUUUCAGUCUCACUGCAUACGAAAAUAUUCAAAAAAGUAUUAAUGACGUUCCUGAAAUCAUUGGCUUUUUAUUCAAUACUGAUUUUAGGAUUUGCUCUUAGUUUUCAUACACUGCAUGGAGAUAAGUUCAUAACUGACAUAAGAAACGGUAAUACAACUAUUCCUGGUGAUAUUUAUCCAACAAAUCACACGAGAAAUGAACGAUUUAACAACUUCUAUACAAUUCAGUUGUCUGUAGUAAAGUCAUUUAUUAUGCUGACUGGAGAACUUGAGGGGAGUUAUGUUCGAUUAGAUGGAAUCGCAUACAAAGCUCUUUUUGUGCUUUUUGUGUUUCUUGUUACAAUUGUGCUGUAUAAUUUAUUAAAUGCUUUAGCUGUAUCUGAUACUCAAGAAAUUAAAUCAGAUGCUAAGUUGAUUGAUUUAUGCCAAAGAAUUAAGACAAUGGAACAGAGUGAAGAGAGUGUUUUUCAAAAGAAUUCUCGAUUUGGACAGAAACUUAAAAGUAUAAUUUCUUUAUUUCCAAAAACUAUAAGUGAUGGAUGCAUAACAAUUAAGCCUAACAAAGGACGCUAUGUUCUGGUAAAGAACAGAAAAAUUUGCUCCAAUGACUGGAUACCAAAUUAUAUGAGCUGCUUAAAACGUUAUGUCAAAAUGAAUGAAGAAAUCAUUCAAGAUAUGCGCAUUCAUAUUCUCAACAAACGUGAGGAACAAGCAAAAAAUGUUAUAAGAAGUUUAAAGGAGAAUCGUUAUGAAAAAAUGGCCAAUGAUAUUGUCAAGCUAAGUGAAAUUAUGAAUAAGAUACAGUCCAGAAUUGAUCAAUUGCAGAAUGGUUCUUGA